AUGGCAACCAGUACAAAUGAAGACGACGACUUGGCGUGGACGUUAGAGCAACGUCGACGGUUCUCAAUUAGUGAGUCGUCGUCCAAUGCACCGCGUAGAUCUAUCGAGCUAUCAGUCGAGAACUUGAAGAUGGUACGUCGUGCGUCGAUGCUCCUGUCAAAUCCUGCAGGUCCCGAAGCAGUGUUAUCACAAGCAGACAUCAAGAGAUUGGAGGGAUUGCAACGCUUUAACUCGAAAUACUUUGGUGCGGCACGACGAGAUGGUAAAUCUCAAGGCACUGGAUCUAUGUCAUCGAGUAUGGCUACUGAAGACGAAAAAAAAAAUCUCCAUGAUGAACAAAGAAUGAAUGUAAUCGUCAAGACAGCGCGAAAUCCGUCGCUGCGUUGGAUUGUCGAGGGCCGUCAAAAACUUAGAGCUAUCGUCAAAGAUCAAUGGUUUCGAGGAAUUUUGUAUUUUGUCGUAGUAGCGGAUGUGCUUGUGCUGGCUUUUGAUAACGAGUACGUCACGGGACCAGCAUUAGCGCAGCUAGAUAUCGCCUUCACGGUUCUGUUAUUAAUGGAAGUGGUUUUAAAAGUGGUGGCGUUUGGACUCUGGGGUCAUAAAGACGCCUACUUUCAACGCUCUUACUAUCGAUUUCUUCAAUUGUUUUUACUUAUAUUAAGUCUUGUUUCUCAUUGCAAUGGUGCAAGUAAUCAGUGGAAAGUGCUCCGUGGACUGAAGACCGUACGCAGCUUGACGCUUCAUUCUGGAUUGCGACGUAUUUUAAAGGCAUUGAUGCGUGCGGUGCCAUUUCUAGCUAAUGUCGGAACAUUAGCAAUGUUUGGAUUGCUUGCCUUUUCAAUUUUUGGCCUUGAAGCGUAUAGCGGAUCCUAUGACAAUCAAUGCGCGAUCUCGCUACCAAAAGAAUGUGAUAACUCAACAUCCUUGGCGUCUUCAGCAUCAAGAACAAUGGUGAUGGAAGCGCUAGCGACUAUUCCUCGAGCUUAUUGCUCUGCAAACUCGAGCUGUGCCUCAAACCAUCAGACGUGUCAAGCGAUGAUCCCGCCAUCGAGUCAUGUUAACUUCGAUAGUGGGUUAUCGUCCCUCUUUUUAGUAUUUCUUGUCGUGGCACAAGAUGGUUGGGUGACAGAUAUAAUGAAACCAGUGAUCGAGUCAUCAUCAUUUUUAAGUGUGCUCUUCUUCAUAGCCAUUGUCGCUUCCAUGGUGUUUCUCGUAGUUAAUCUAUUUGUGGCUGUCAUUACUACAGCAUUUAUGAAUUUCACGCUAGAUUCCGAGGGUGAGAAGGAAAAGCCGCAUUUUAUGGGCAAACUCGACCCAGCAAUGGAAGAGACUCACGUGAAUAUGAUUAUGGGUGCAACGCUCGUUAUUGAGGAUACGAUAAGUGGUGAAGAGGCUAGUGGUACCAAGAUUGACACCGAAUUACCUACUAUAGAUCGAAGUGGUGCUUCUAUUAGCGAUGAUACUAAUGAUGAAACUGCCAUUGCUGAGCAAAAUGCUUCUAAUUCGAAGAAGAGGAUGACGGCGACUGUGCCGACCGUACAUCAAGUCGAAGAAACAUCUUCAUUACAACCAUGGAAAUAUCGUUCGGGAAGUGCUCAUGGUUACAAAAAGUCUGUGAAUUGUAAGGAAGAUUAUGUGAAGUUACUGACAAAGAUGCGUCAGUGGCAAUCUCUUCGUAAUCUCACGGUCGAAACGACAAUGCACCUGAUCCAGAAUGGCGUGCUUAUGGAAGAAGUUAUGGGACCUUUGACUAAGUCCUAUAAGAAUGGAGAUUUGCCCACUGAAAAUGCGAUGGGCCCACCACCGCCACUCAUUCCUCGAAAAAAGGCGCUAGCUAUGGAAUUGACGCCACAUUUUGACUUUUAUACGUCAACACACGCCUUAGUGAUGAAAAAUACAGAGUCCACUAGUCCACAGUUUGUCAAGUUUCAGCACUUUGUGCUGUCCAAAAAGUUCGAUGAUUUCAUUACCCUUUGCAUUAUUUUGAAUACGCUCUGCUUGUUGGUCGAGUAUCCAAACAUGAGCACUGAGCUUGAUUUGAUUCUUUCUAUAACCGAGUACUUUUUUGGCGUCAUUUUUCUCCUUGAAAUGACUAUGCGAAUCGUGGCAAUGCGAGGGUUGCGCGUGUACCUGAGUAGCACUGAGCGAAUAUUCGACAUGGCAGUUGUGUUUUGCACGACAGGCAAUCUCAUUCUUAACAACUUAGAAGCAAGUUUUAGUGGUCUUAACAGUGCAUCAUCUCUACGAACCCUUCGUGUGACUCGUUUAAUGAUGAAAUAUGAGGGCACUAGAAAGUUAAUCCAGUCGGUGCUUAAAUCUUCACGUGGAGUAAUGAAUGUUGUCAUGUUUAUGCUCGUCUUUCAAGUCGUUAAUAGUAUUAUUGGUAUGCAGCUUUUUGGUGGAUCACAUCUCGUCGGAAAGGAUGGGGAAGUGCCACGUUGGAAUUUUGAUACGUUUGGGCGCUCGUUUUUGACGUUGUUGCAGGUUAUCACGGGCGACCAAUGGUCCAGUAUCACGUACGACGCUGUCGAUGCUGCCCAUCCACACUGGCUUAUGGUCCCUUUCCUCAUUCUCAAUUUUAUUGUUGGUCAGUACGUACUCCUUAAUCUCUUUAUUGCUGUCAUUCUCGAAAAUUUCUCAAUUUCGGAAGAAGAAGCAUAUCAGCUUCAAUUGGCACAAAUUAUUGCCAUUCCUAAAGAGCUUGACAUAUAUGAAAAGAUUGAGGAAGUGGGCGUGCGUGCAUUUGGCGAGAUGGAUCAGCUUGAGAACGUUAGCAAUGUCAAGUUGCGUCUGUUUCUUGGCUUGGACGAUAAUAAGAAAGAUGAGAAUACGGGUCAGUCUGAUGUCGAGUCUUCUAAUUUUAUCAGUCGAAUAUCUCAUAUGAGUCCUCGGGAUGGUUUCCCAUCGACUCAUGCCCUAAAUCAGACAAGAAUAAAUUAUCGAUCGACUCCACACCAUGUCCCUGCAUGGAAAAAGCUAUGUCGACAUGUAGCAAUGAACAUUUGGUUUUCACGUCUUGUACAAUUUAUGAUUUUGGUGAGCUGCAUUUGUCUCGUUUUGGAUGAGCCGUAUCCCGAAAUGAGCGUGUCACCGCCAAGUAGAUUGUUUGAUUUUGCUUUAUUAGCUUUUAGUAGGAUCGCUCUUGUAGUACUAUUUGUCGAGUUUGUUGUCAAAGUGGGUACUUUUGGAUUCGGCAUUGAGUAUCUGCGGUUGACCAUUUUUCACAGCGAUGAAAUGUUGGGCUAUGUCCAUCGCCAAACAUACAUGGAGAACAAAUGGAAUCAACUAGAUUUGGCGCUGCUACUGCUAGCAGUAGCUGACGAGAUCAUCACGACAAUUAACCCAACAUUUACACUUUCAAGUGUCUUUCGAGCUGGUCGUGUUUUGCGUCCACUUCGAAUGCUGAAUCACAAUCACGAAAUGAAGGUCAUUUUAAAUGCUGUAGCUCGUUCUUUACCGCACGUUGGAAACGUGUUAGCCUUGUGCUUGAUUGUCUACAUUAUCUUUGGGAUUGUAGGUCGGUCACUUUUCUCGGAACAAUUUUACUUCUGCAACGACAGCCAGGUGGCAAGUGCGGAAGAAUGUGUGGGGUUCUACUUGGCCUAUCCAAAUGGCGUCCUACCUUUUCAAGAAGUCGUUGCACGAGGGGUACCAGGUGGUGCCGUUUUAACGCCACGAGUGUGGCAGAACGCACGUUUUAGCUUUGAUAAUAUUGGAGCCGGAUUUCUUACACUACUUGAAAUGACUUCAUUGAAGUGGGUUGACAAAGCGUUUGCUGCCAUGGACAUUGCUGGCGUUGGUAAGCAGCCAGUGAUGGAUGCCUCUGCUCAAGCAGCAAUCUUCUUUGUCCUAUAUAUUUACGUUGGAUCUCUUUUUGUCAUCCGCCUCUUUGUCGGUGUGCUUGUUGAGCAAUUUCAACGCAACAAUGGCACAGAAAUUCUUACAGAAAGUCAAAAGUCUUGGGUAGACCUCGAGAAAUUCAUUUUGCUGCUUAAGCCGCUAAAGAGCAUUCCGCGGCCUCGAAUGAAAAUGCAAGCGAAGCUAUACGAUCUGUGUAAGCAUCCAUAUUUUUCGACCGGAAUCUCCAUUGCAAUUGUUUUGAACCUGGUGCUUUUACUGGUCAGUCCAAGAUCAGCAGGUGGCACUUCUUUAUCCUUUAAGAUCAUUGAGAUUAUCUUUUUGACGAUAUUCACUCUCGAAGGAUUAAUCAAGUGCAUUGGUCUUCGCCAGUAUUAUUUUUUUCAACCGCAAGGCAUGUUUGAAGUUGCAAUUUUGAGUGGCUCUAUUGUCGCCUAUUUUUUUGCAACGGGUUACCAUACAAUUAUUCAAGCCGGACGAGUCUUUCGAAUGAUGCGCGUACUACGCUUCGUGCAUCUUAAUCGCGGAGUGUAUACCGUAUAUCAGACGUUUCGCGCUUCACUUCGUCCACUAGGACAAAUUUUCUUUCUCAUGUUCAUGAUAUACUUCAUCUUCGCAAUCGUGGCCCGACAGCUUUUCGGAGGCGUGCGGUACGGUCCAGCGAUGAAUUCAUUCUCAAAUUUUCGCUCAUUUGGCUCAGCGACUUUAUUGCUCUUUCAAAUCAUGUCGGGGGACGAUUGGCACCUCACUAUGACCGAUUGUAUGAUUCAAAAACCAUUCUGUGCAGAGCGAAUAAGCGUCACAACUGGUCUUGUGUACUCCGAUUGUGGAAGCAUAGCUGCUUCUGCACUUUUCUUUGUCACUUACGUCACCUUGGUUGUUUUUGUCUUUCUUAAUCUCUUCAUUGCCGUCAUCCUUGAAAACUUUCGAAGCUGCUACCUCAAGAGCGAUGUGUGUGCCGUUUCGUUGCUCGAUUUUGAGGCUUAUCGUGAGGUUUUUUUGCGCUACGACGUUAAUAAUUCUGGAUACUUUCCACUGUGGCAGCUCGCAAGUUUUCUAUCAGAACUACCUCCUGGCCUUCGAGUUAAUGCUCACCGCGAUCGGAUCGCAUUUCUACAGCUACGUACCCAAGCUCAAGCUCAGUGGGGACCGGCUCUCGAUGGACGCAAACGUCCAUAUUUUAAUGAAUUGUUGCGAAUUUUGUGCAUUCAUCAGUUAGGCAUUCGAUCGCUGCCUUACGAACAGCAAAGAGAUCGAGUCAAACAGAUCUUUAUCUAUCGAGCAAAAGUAGCGCAAAUGCUCGUCGACUCGUAUGUCAAAGGAUAUAUUCUGCGAUGGAGACUCCGACGAGCCCGCUUGGCUCAAUUGGCUUUACUGAAAGUUGACAGGGCGACGUCGACAUGCGACGACUUAAAUGAUGAUCAUACUGAACCAGCAAAAGCUCAGACUAAAGACGUGGAAACUCAGACAGGCUCAUCGAAAGAUCGACAUCGUCACCAUCAUCGACAUCAUCGCCGAAAGCAUCAGAAGCAUUCCGAAGAGCACGAACAUAGGCACAAAAGAUCUUGUCAAGUUUCAAUGGGGCAUGAAAAUGGAAUUUUACAUUCUCCUGAGCAAUUUGAAGCAGAUCAAAAUUCACGAGAAGAAAAGGCAGAACGUGAGUCGAAUUUUCACAUUACUUCUACAACCUCAACUCAUGUCUUGCCACCAGUGGUGAUGAAGAAACACAUCUUGGAUCCUAUUGUAUCAAAAGCAUCACACUCUGCCAAAGUAUGUCCGUCCUGA
Molecule: messenger RNA, 5643 nt
Organism: Plasmopara halstedii
Lineage: Eukaryota; Oomycota; Peronosporomycetes; Peronosporales; Peronosporaceae
Product: voltage-dependent l-type calcium channel subunit alpha-1s
Exons: 1
Coding region: 1-5643 (1880 amino acids)
Biological process (GO): calcium ion transmembrane transport
Cellular component (GO): voltage-gated sodium channel complex; plasma membrane; voltage-gated calcium channel complex
Molecular function (GO): voltage-gated calcium channel activity; voltage-gated sodium channel activity
Source: RefSeq, a predicted model, not a curated record